UGGGAGGGGUUUCUGUAUAUAACCCUUCUCUGCUGCUUUGCACACUGACUGCUCCUCUGUCUACCUCAGUCCUCAGACCAAACCACAAACCUCUCACGAUGGCUCAACAACCAAUCAGCCUCCCUGCCAAGCUCAUCAAUGGUGGAGUUGCUGGACUGGUGGGUGUUACCUGUGUUUUCCCCAUAGAUCUUGCCAAGACAAGACUCCAGAACCAAAGAGGAAGCCAACGGGUCUACAAAAACAUGAUGGACUGUCUGAUAAAGACUGUUCGGUCUGAGGGAUACUUUGGAAUGUACAGAGGUGCAGCAGUCAACCUGACACUGGUGACUCCUGAAAAGGCCAUUAAACUGGCCGCCAAUGAUUUCUUCCGCCAGCGACUCAGUAGGGGAGAACUCAAGCUGAGCGUGUUUCAGGAAAUGCUGGCUGGCUGCGGGGCAGGGAUGUGUCAGGUUAUUGUAACAACCCCCAUGGAAAUGCUCAAGAUCCAGCUUCAGGAUGCAGGACGACUUGUGGCUCAGCAGAGGAAGUUACCCAUGCUCCACACUGUGAAACUUGGAACGGCCAGUCCAGUCCUGAAUUGCUCCUACAGUGUGGGUCCUGUGGCUUCAACCAGGAGAGUGUCGGCCAUUCAAAUUACCCAGGAACUGCUUCGCACAAAGGGCAUCCAGGGACUUUACAAAGGACUAGGUGCAACCCUCAUGAGGGAUAUCCCCUUCUCUGUGAUAUACUUUCCACUGUUUGCCCACAUCAACCAGCUGGGCAAGACAUCUGAGGGUGACGAUGUGCCUUUUUACUGGUCUUUUAUUUCGGGCUGUGUGGCUGGAUGUACAGCGGCUGUGGCAGUCAGUCCUUGUGAUGUGGUGAAAACCCGGCUGCAGUCACUCAAUAAAAGUGCCAAUGAAGACACCUACAAUGGCGUGUUAGACUGCAUCAGAAAGAUAAUGCGUAAAGAAGGGCCAACUGCUUUUCUGAAGGGUGCCGGCUGCAGGGCGCUAGUCAUCGCUCCACUCUUCGGAAUUGCUCAAGUGGUUUACUUCAUCGGUGUUGGAGAGUUCCUCUUAGGACAAACCCCAUUCAACCUUUACUCUGUCUAAACAUCUCCACACUAUGAAACCAACUGAAUUAAACUUUAAAGACCAAUGCUGCUAUGAUGCAACUAAAUGCUUGAGAACAAACCAACCUGGUCACAUGACAAUUUGUAAUAUUUUAUAUGAGAUGGUAGUAUCGUUCAAAUCUGGGUCAUACAAAAACAUAAACCUACUUUAGUAAUCUGGAAGGCUACAUGAUCCAAGUUAUAAGACAUUACAUGAUUUCGCCAUCUUGUGCAAAUUAUUAUGUUUUGCCAUGAAUGUGUGUUGAAAGACAUGGUUUUCGGAGAAGAUUGAUAAUGGCUUAAAUGAGUUAAAUUUCAUGUCUUUACAUGCUACCUUUAGCAUAUUCAAUAUGCUUAUUCAGGAAGCUAUAGCACUGCACAUGAUUAGGUUUCUUUUUCUAUUGGAAAUGUAUGGUCAGAGACAGAUUUAUCCUCAGUGAGGGUUGAUUCGAAAGCUUACAGUCAUGAUUCAUGCACUCAAAGAGCCAGCAAAUCUUGUAAUAUCUUUUUUUUUCUAUACACAUGUCCUUCAUUAACAGUUAUGUCCUACCUUUCUUGUAAUGUUUUGAAUAUGCACAAUAUUAUGGAGGUGCUGCUGAUUAAUGUGGACAUUAGCAUGGAGACAGAUCUAUGAGGACAUUGUUAUACAAUUUACAUGACUCUAAAGAGACACA
Molecule: messenger RNA, 1767 nt
Organism: Rhinichthys klamathensis goyatoka
Lineage: Eukaryota; Metazoa; Chordata; Actinopteri; Cypriniformes; Leuciscidae
Gene: slc25a55b
Product: solute carrier family 25 member 55b
Exons: 9
Coding region: 99-1094 (331 amino acids)
Biological process (GO): L-glutamate transmembrane transport; malate-aspartate shuttle; aspartate transmembrane transport
Molecular function (GO): L-glutamate transmembrane transporter activity; L-aspartate transmembrane transporter activity
Source: RefSeq, a predicted model, not a curated record